Messenger RNA from Pocillopora meandrina, 9698 nucleotides. Lineage: Eukaryota; Metazoa; Cnidaria; Anthozoa; Scleractinia; Pocilloporidae. The record is from the annotation of a GenBank genome assembly.
CGAUCUCAUCCAACAUGGCGUCCGCUGAACUAUCUGGGUCGUCAUUUUUCCGACAUUUACAAUGCAGAGAUCUUCACCAAUAUUUGGGAAGCCUACCGUCUGGUAUAUUAGAUCGAUUGUACAAUCACCCAGCGAUUUGCCUAGCAGUUUUCAGGUGGGUGUAGUGCAUUACAGGCACGUGUUGGCUAAAUCUAUUUAUUAUUAAAGUAAUGGUAGCUCACUUCGCUUGUUCUAGGGGUGGAUAACUCUAUCCACUGGGUAAAUCCCUUUCCGGUGGAUGGCACAGUUUUUUUUUGCAGACACCCACCAGCUGGAUAGCGAUUUAUCCGUUGAUAGCGUUAUUCGCCCUUUGAACACCUGUGCCAAGAAUGAUAGUAAUUGUAAUAAUGAUGAUGAUAAUAUUAUCAUCACAGGGGCGGAUCCAAGGGUGGUUCGGGUGGCUUGAUCGAACCCCCUAUACUCAAAUGAAGAUGUUUAAAAGCAUGUGCUAUUUCUGACGAAAAACUUAAGUGGACGUAGUGUAUGUUUAAAAUAGCUUAACAGCAAUUGUUUCAAAGGCGUCAAAAACAUCUAAUCAUCCCUACCCUUAAAGACUAAAUUUCAACAUUUUCCUAGUAGGGCAUACUCCCUUACCCUCUACCCAACCUUUUGUAAACUUUUGUCCAAUCCUCCCUCCAUCAAGUCCUGGAUCAGCCUCAGCAUUGGCUUUUAUAAACAAUGAUAAUGAUAACAGUGAUUUUAUCGUCCUUAUGAUUAUUGCAAUAAUCAUAAGGAUAAUAAAAACAGAAAGACAAUGUUGAUAAGUUUGACAUUGAAGUUCAUGUUUUGCCCCUUUCUAAGAAGAUACAAUUAGGCACUAAAUGACAAAAAAAUGUAUUCAAAAUUUUGAGACUCUAUCUUGCUGAAGUAGAAAAGAGCAGCUGUAGAUGCACUGAAUUUGCAAUCCCAAGUUCAAAGGUGAGGAUAACAAUUGGAAAAUUUUCAAAAAUAAGACCUCAAAGAUGUCAUUUCCUGUAUUUUGAAGUCAGGAAUAAGUAGCACAGAGAAAACAGAUAUUUUGCUGUCCAGACUAACAGUAAACUAAUUCACAAACUUAUGGGGUAUGACUGGCCAUGUUCAUCACAGAGAAUUACCAGAACUUGCCAAGCAAUUUGUGAUGAGGACUUUAUUUGCUGAUCAGCCUGUACCAGAAACCCUGGUAGCUGCAUGGGUCAAAACAGAUUACCAGAAGUAAGUUAUUGCAUCUAAUUCUUACAAUCACCAAUAUAAUUCCUAGUUGAUUGAUUGCCUCUUAGAUGAUGUAAACCAACUCUCUGGUUAAAUGACAAAUGCAAUAACAGACAGUUUGACAGACAGAUAGGUGGAUAGAUUGAGAGACAGAUAAACAUACAAAUGGACAAACAGACAGUUCAGGACAAACCACAUAGAUGAAUGUUUUUAAAGUUGACUCCUGAUGACUCAAACCUUUCCUAACUCAAACCUCAUACUGACUGAAACCAAAGUUGAUUUGCCUGGAUUUCUUUGUCCUUUUUUGAUUUCCCGAAAGGUGUCAGUCUAGUUCAGGUUUCUUUGGUUUAACUACAGUUGCCUUUGACUUGAACCUUUUUCAAUCUCUAUUGAAGGUUUGAGUUAUUGGGAGUGGACUGAACAGUUCAUAUUUUGCAUAUCAGCUCAUUCAAAUGCACUUAGUUACACUAAAGAAACAAUAAAUGAAACAAGUCCAAGUGGUGAAGCUCUGCUUGAUCUAACAAUUAUUGUACAUGUGUGUCUUACUCUCUUUAGCUCCCAGGAUCUGAGUGUUAACCCUUUAACUCCCAAGAUCUGAUUGUUAAUUCUCCCCUCUAGCUGCUAUAUAUUUCCUUAGAAAUUGGUUAUGAGAAUUUUAGUGUUAGAUGAUGAUGACAACCUCGCCUGAUAAGUUUGAGUAUUCUCAUCACCUGUUUGUUGGAUAAUGUAGGGAUGUUAUUGGGAGAAGUUACAUGGCAAUCACUCUUGGGAGAUGAAGGUUCAAUUCUCCUUUCUAACUGCUACACAUUGCCUUGUAAAUAGGUCACAUGAAAUUGGUGUUUGAUCAAGAUGACAAUUUUUGUUGGAUAAGUUUGAGUAUUCUCAUCACCUGUGUGCUGGAUAAUGUAUCGAUAUUAUUGGGAGAAGUUACUUAUUAAUCACCUCUGGGAGUUAUGGGGUUACAAGUAUCAUUGUUACUACUGACACUUAUUAAGUAAAGACAAAAAGUAAUGUACAGAAACAUGCUGCCUGUGUUGCCUUCAAACAUACAUUAUUUUACAUUCUGUUACUAAAUUAUUAUGCAAGAUACACUGUAACUUUUGUUACCCAUGGUAGACAUUACAUAGGAUCUAUAAACAGACUGAAAAGCCUCAGGAUUUGGAAAGAAUCAAGUGGUGGAAUACCCAAUAGGCUUGAAAUGAAUGCAACCUUCCGGGGCAAUCUCAAGAUUGCUCUCUGUGGCGGGUAAUUAUGAACCUUGAUGUCAGCAUUUUGUAAUAAAGUCUAUGAUUAAGUUGGGAUAUAAUGCAUUUUGUCAUUGGUUGAAAGAGUAUGCUCUAUCAGAGUACAAAAUAUAGGGCUGAGGUAAAGCUAUUGCCAACGGCCAAAUUGCACUAUGUCAGACUAUUUCCUGGACUUCUCUCUGGUUUUUUUGCAUUAAUUGGAAGUGAAAUUUCAGAAUAAGCAAGUUGGCAAGUGGCAACAGAAGAAUAAAACAAAGGUUCGAAAACAUGCUAAGUGCCUUAAUUUACAUUAUUAUGAGAUGAACAAAGACAAAAUCCUCAAAGAAAAAACAAAUUAGACAGUCCAAAGUUUAGGUAGGAUUUAGGAAGUGGCUAGAGCACUCAAGAAGUGUAAAGAAACACACAACUAUGUCUCUUGUUUCUCUUUACACUUCUUUCAUGCUCUAGUCACUUCCAAUGUGCUUUACAACAGAACAGAGCUCAGUCAAUGCUUCUCUUUUUUGUUUAGAAAAAGAUAUGAAAUAUUUAAUAAUACAUAGAAAAAAUGUUAAUUGUUUUUUUAGAGGAAAUCCAUGGAUAGGAUCUGGUGAACAACCUGAAAGAGACAAGCAUGCACGUGACAUUCCAUUUCUUGAUAAUUAUAGUAUGGAAAGGUGGGAGGUAGGUGUGCACAUGCAUUUGAUAAUAAUUAUUUUUAGACUUGGUCAUCAGAGCAAUUUUUUAUCUCUAAUUACCAUGGGACUUACAAAAAUCAAACAAAAAGGGAAGGUUUUUUUUUUUUCUCAGAAGAGUUAUCGCUAUGUUCAAUAACCCUUUACACCCUAAUAUCACGAUCCAUAUUCUCCACACUCUUCUCUGUAUGCUUCUUUUGGUACUGACAAGGAGAAUUUAUUUGGUGAUCAAAGCUUCUUAGGUUGGCAGUCAUUUCCUUUAUUCUCAUGAUCUUAAUAAAUGGUUCAGCAGUAUUUCUGUAAGAAGAAAUUAGAUGCUGGCCACUUCUAGGGUUUAAAGGUAUAAAGAAGGUACAAACUGUAGAUGCAGCAGGGUUCAUAUUUGUCUUAAAAAAAGACAGAAAGCAAAGGAAAUCUGCAACUUUGUUUUAUACAUUAGAAAAUGAAUGAAUGUGAUUUUUGAAGACCUUCAAAACAAGUGACUACAGGAUUAAUUAAAGGAUUGUUUUUGCAUUAUUUUGGUCCUAGAAACAUUCAAAAAAGUCUGAAGAAGUUCAUAAUUUGUCACAAAAUCUUACGUAGUUUUGAAGGGUACAAACCACGUUUCAGAUAGGUGGUCUGGUAAUAUCACAAGUGUUCUUACUGUUGGUUUUUUUGCACAUCUUCAGUCUGUUCUUCAUUUUAUGACUGGUUAUACUUCAAGUGAGGAAAGUGCAGCUGUUAGUCAGGAUGUUGUCCGUGUGUUGGUUUUAUCGGGACUCAUGAAAUGGUAAUUGCCUAUUAGUUAUUCUACACUAAAUUUUACAUAACAUUGUGUAGAGGAUGAUGCAUGGUAUCAGCAAUUUUAAUUGUCUUUUUCAUGUUUUUGUGACUUUUGUAACAGUGAGACACCUGGUGCAUCACCAGUUAUAAGUCCUGCGGGAUUUCAAUUUUUACUCAUGGACACAGCUUCACAAGUUUGGUACUUUAUGAUACAAUACCUGGAGACUGUUGAGGUAAACACAUCAACUUCACCAUGUGUCAUUACAACUAGUGCAACUGUAUGUGCUUGACAAAUGCACAGACUUGGUACAUGCAGUCUGUAACUACUUUGAAAUCUCUGCCGGUCAUUAAAUAAAUUUAAUUUCUGAUAAAUUUCUUCCCUCCCUUUUCCCAAUGACUUCUGCCUUUCUACUUCCCUUUCCUUUCUUUUGUGUGCUUCAAAAAAUAAUUACCCCUUUUUUCUCAUUUACUUUCAAAUUUCUUGUAUAUUUUGUCAGGCUCGAGGCAUGGAUCUUGUGGAGUGCCUGUCUUUUCUAUUUCAGAUUAGUUUUGCAAGCCUUGGCAAGGUCAGUUUCUAUGUGAUAAAAUAAGUUCUGCAAGUAGAUUGGUUAUGGGAAUAGAGAUGAUUUACAAUCAUCUUGGAUAGUUUCUAUAUCUCGUAUCCCAUAGAUAGUUUGAUUUAUAAUAAUAGAUAUAAUAAUACAUAUUUAGGUCUUCCCCCUUUGAGUUAUAGUUGUAAAAUUAUAUACUUAGGUCUAUUUCUGAAUUAUAUACUGUCUUCUGGCCAAUUAGUAAAGCUUUACUCUUGGCUUUAAGAUUGAGACUCAAAUAAAGUUGUUAUCAUUAUUAUUAUUAUUAUUAUUAUUAUUAUUAUUAUUAUUGUUAGUGUCUUGAUCUUCAAGAAUUUGAUAAACAGUCAUCAGGGACUGUUGAAUUGUGACUCUUGGCUUUUAGAUUGAGACUCAAAUAAAGUUGUUAUCAUUAUUAUUAUUAUUAUUAUUAUUAUUAGUGUCUUGAUUUUCAAGAAUUUGAUAAACAGUCAUCAGGGACUGUUCAACUGUGACUCAUUAAUGGUAAACUAAGUGCUGCUAUUUGAGAGGAUCACACCAACUUAAUCGAUAAGAAGAAGCUUGUUUGACUGACUUUCUCAGUUUUGGGGAUAACAGCCUAUAAAAUAGGCACCAGAGAUCAAAUAACUCUCCAGCUGCUGUAUAGAACAUUCUGGGAAAAAUUAAGAUGCUUUGAGCUAUUUUUUUAUCUAGAAGAAGAGCCAUCGAAUACAUGUACUAUCCUUUCCUAUUAUUUUAUAUUCUUGUACAGGACUACUCUACAGAGGGCAUGAGUGAGUCUCAACUAAAAUUCCUUCAACAUCUCAGGGAGUUUGGUCUUGUCUUUCAACGAAAGGUAUUAGUUUAAUUUUCUUUCCUAUGUGGGAAUCAGCCAACAUUAUGCUAUGGGCUGUUAAUACUACAUUUUGUUGUGACCCUUUUGUAAAUAAUCUUACAUGAGUAUACUUAUCUAUGAAACUCUUUCAGCGCAAGUCAAGAAGAUACUAUCCCACUAGAUUAGCCAUUAAUUUGGCUUCAGCAGGAAUAGGUAUCAGUCACUUUUCUUUAAACCUUUUGACCUGUGAGAGUGAUUAGCAUUUAAUUUCUCCAGACAAUGUCACCCCUGAAUCACAUAUUAAAAGAGAGGAAAUUAUCACUAACUAAAAAAUCUCUUGAUUGUUACACAAAUUCUCCAUUAGCACCUUAGGCAAUGUUUAGGGAACAGUGUAGAGAAUAUAUACAUACUGAUGUUAGGGUAUUAAGGGUCAUAUGUAAACUGAUAUGGGAACAGGAAAGCAUUUAAUAAUUUCAUGUAGUUGUUGUGUAAAUAUUUGUUGGUGUAGAACGUCUAUUAGGUACUUUUUAUCUCGUUGAGAGAUUACUGAAAAUUCUUAUCUGUUUCAGGGAGUUCAACUGUCAGUAACACAGAUCAGAAGGGCUUUAUUGUAGUUGAGACAAACUACCGUCUUUAUGCAUAUACAAGUAAGUAGUGGUAGACAAGAAAUGUGAUGCUAGAUGUAUUUUAUCAAGAAAGUGAGGGAGAAUUGAAAGGCUCACCUCUGCUGAGUUUGGCCCAAAUUCCCAGGAAUUAGUAUCCUUCAAGGGCUUUGAGUUUUCUACCACUUUGCUGCUCUUCAAAAAAUCAAUAUACAGUGGAAGAUACCAAAUUUCAACUCAGUGUUGGUUUACACAUGUAUGUUAGUGUGUUUAAACAAAUUAGUACUCACUUUCCCUUCCCCCUCACAUUUUACUUGUUGACAGUUGCUCUCAGUGUUAAGUUUCAAAUUUUCUACUUUUGCUUGUUGACAGUUGCUCUCGGUGUUAAGUUUCAAAUUUUCUACUUUUGCUUGUUGACAGUUGCUCUCAAUUUUAAGUUUCAAAUUUUCUACUUUUGCUUGUUGACAGUUGCUCUCAAUUUUAAGUUUCAAAUUUUCUACUUGCUGCGCUAUUGCCACCCAAAGAACAACUGUCUUUGCAGUCAAGAUGAAACAAUGCACAAUUUGUUACCAUAUUCCUUGCUGUAUGUAAAAGUUUUACACUUACAUGUAUUAUCCAAUAGUUUUUUUGGGUUUAUUAAAAAAACCUAGCAACAGCUUACCCACUCAAUACAGCAAGAGGCAAGUGGCUCAUAUCUUGAGACAAGAUGCUCAUCUUUGACUGUCAACUCACUUUUGAGAAGCACUUUGUGAUUAAAUGGUUUACUAAUUUUCUCCUCCAACUACACAGGUUCAUCUCUGCAAGUAGCUCUUGUAGGAUUGUUCGCUGAGAUAAUCUGUAGGUCUGUAUUUUUUAAUGAACUGUGAACAAUUGAGUUGAUCUACCAUGGAAUUGUAAUUUAAAAUGUCUGUAGUUCUAUAUUCUCAUUAGUACAAAUUUGUAAACUAAUGAUUUUUAUGCAAUGCAUGUGAAGAUGUUUCUUAGAGAUGUUUCAAAGCUAGGCCAUUGUUCCAGUUGUUCAAGGAGUUGACACUGUACAAGUCAUGCCUCUUUUACUUUUUGUAGGUUUCCAAACAUGUGUGUUGGUGCUUUGACAAGAGACAGUGUUCAGCAGGUAAUGUUUUAGUGAAGUGAUUUUAAAAACAAAUUAUUAGACAAUCUAUUAUUGAUUUUCAGUGAGAAUUGAAACUCUUUGAAAUCUUUGAAUUUCAAUUUGAAAUUGAUUAGAGGAUAAAUUGACCACAGUAAUGAAUUUUAAAAAUUUGAUGUAGCAAACGUUCAACAGAAAUUUCAGAUUUUGCAACAGAGUAUGCAGGCUUUCUUUAAUGAUAAACUACCUCCUGAACUGGCUUGUAGGAGAACUGAAAAGAUCUAGUGUUUGUCUUGACUGAAAAUGUGAGGGCUUGGGUAUCCAAGAGUCAAAGCUUUGAAGGGUUUUAGUAGGCUCAAGUAUAAUUCCCAGAUGGGUAACUUGAAAUUCAGCCAAAAAAGGUCUUUUUGGCCUUUUUACAACUUGGAGGACCAAUAUAUAUGCAUGUAAUAUAUAUAUAUAUAUAUAUAUAUAUAUAUAUAUAUAUAUAUAUAUAUCUUUUAAAUUUGCUUGUUUGUUUUGUUUUGUGUUGCUUUUUUCAUUUGUUUGAAAGACCUCUUGCCUAUGUCCUCUCUGUGCAUAUAUCCUAUUACUAAUCUCAACAGAAUUCAGCCCAUGUUAAGCCCACGACUAAUGUUAUAGUUACCAGUACUGAAGUAUCUAUCUAUCUGUAGGCAUUGUCAAGUGGAAUAUCAGCUGAACAGGUUGAAUAUUAUUUUCUUUCUUCUAUCAGAUACUUGAAAAAAAAUUUCCCUUCCUUAAAAUGUUUAGUACACACUGUUUCAAAGUUGUGCAUAUGUGUAGGAAGUGAUAUGAAUCAGCUACAGUGCAAGAUAUUAUGUACUAACAGUAAAAAACAAAAAAAACAAAAAUUUUAUGUUUAUUAUUUUUUUGUAGAUUCUUCACUUUUUGAGGACUAGAGCACACCCUGAAAUGUUAAAAAAGGUUUGUAUGAAAAUUUGUUCUUUGUUCAAGUACAAGUUAAUCUUUUUUCUGAAAUAAUGAUACUUACUAUUUCAUGCUUUGUGGAUCAUGAAAAAUUUUGUAAGUUAGUUAUUUUUAAGCUUCAUUGUUAUUUUUUUCUAUCUCCUUGUUGUUUGUCUACCAAUAGAAUUGGUAUUGUCAAUUUAAGGAUAAUUCUUUACAGACAUAAAAUGUUAACAGUGUUGUUGCUCAGGACACUUUCCCUUAACUGAAAUUGGUCGAACUAACUGACAUAUUAAACAAAAACACUAAAAAAAUCCUUCAGAUACUUUUGAAGAGUUUCCCGCACAACUUUUAUCCAAAAAAAUCCCGAUAAAUGUCAGUAUCUUCGCAACUGCCAGACUAUCUCUCCCCUAACCCAACAUUAACCUUAACUUGUUAUCAGUCGAAUUUCGUUCGGUCAGGGGAGGGGUAGAUGUGCAGUUGCUCAGAUACUGACAUUGAUCCAAAAUCUCAUCAGAGGAGUGAAUGAGUCUUGGAGGUCAACUGAUCUGAGCGGAUAUUCAGUUAAGCCAGUCAGUUCUGACUUAUGUUUUCUGGCCACGUGCGUCAUGUUUCCUUCUGUCACUUAUUAAACGGCAAUCUCUUUACUUCCCAGAAUCCCAUCAUACCACCAACAAUAAGUGAUCAAAUUCGACUCUGGGAACUGGAAAGGAGCCGAAUGAAGUUCACUGAAGGUAAGGUCAUAGUAUCUUAGACUUAAGGGUGUCCUUAAGAAACUUACCCCUUUUAUUCAGUGCUCCAUUAAGUAUACCCAAACUGCAAGGACAAUAUAUUUUAACUCAAAUAAAACGUUAAGCAUAGUUAAUCAGUUUUUUUAAGGAGUCCAUGUCGCCUUACAUUUUUCGCAUAUAUGGUGUUAACCUUCCAGAGACCUACACUUAACAGAAAUAUUUUCUUUUCUCCGCAGGUGUGCUAUACAAUCAGUUCCUCUCUCAAGCAGAUUUUGAAACCCUAAAGAAGUAUGCUGAGGUAACAGACCUUGUGCUAGUAUCAUGAUCCACUGAACAUUACUAUACUUGCUCACCAGUAUUGAAACUAUGUUGGCUGGUUGUUACAUACACUCACAUUUUCUGAAUUUGAAUUAAUUGCACAAAGUGAAGUGAAUUAAAGUGAACGCAUGGGAAUUGAAAUGUUUGGGCAAACAAUAAGUCUGUUGUUUGUGUCUUUCGACUUUAAAUAUGUCAGUUUCCGUCUCAAAGUAAUAGGAACAGUUGAAUACCUUUCUCUGUACCUAUAUAUUUUGCAUUGGUUUUACGGCGCUCUCGCAACCAGAUUUAUUGGGGCGAUUAAUCGGAACAAAGAUUGACAUCGUCACUAGACAAUGACAACUCAAACUGCUUGAAGCGCGGGAAAACGCGAACGACAAAGUCGCAAUUAUUUUAAGUUUUGCGUCUGAUUGGUUUAGAGGGUGACGCGAGUUUUCUGGGCUAAUCGCAAAACGAAUUAAAAUAAAACAAAAUCAAACACGGAUUACUUCAACACUCAAUUCAAAAUUUCUCUAUUAUUCUAUCGAGUUUUUAGGCCAUUCAUCAGAACUUAGGCAAAGGACUUUCGCACUUAAUCUGUUUCUUCUACUUUCAAACUGUUGUUAUAACUGACCCUCUCUAUCGGUUUCUCUCUGCAGGAUCUUGGUGUUCUAAUGUGGGCUAACUCAUCAAAGAGAGUUAUUGUUGUUAGUCGCUCAGGUCAUGAUGACGUUAAAAGGUUUUGGAAACGACAGAAAAACACGUGA